Molecule: messenger RNA, 1089 nt
Organism: Geodia barretti
Lineage: Eukaryota; Metazoa; Porifera; Demospongiae; Tetractinellida; Geodiidae
Source: the annotation of a GenBank genome assembly
AGAAAUGAUUUUUCCACUUGUAUUAUAUACAACCAACUUCCGGUAACACAAUAGAGCAACACAAAGUCGAGCGAGCAGGCAGACUGCAGCACCGGACAGUAGGAUGAGGUUCCGUUUGUUGUUGCUCUUCAUAGCGGCCUCCUGUGCUUUCGUUCACGGCAAUUGCGACCGAGUUAGCAUGCUACCUACAAACAUAUCUGAACGAGAGUACGUCGUGAGAUUGAACCAGAACUGUGGAGAUCAUACUACAGAUAGUCCCAUAUUCUGUGAGGACAGCGGCUGGGGAGAUGAAGAAGUUAAUGUAGUGUGCAAGAGCAAGAUUAACACAAGCUAUGGAUUGGGUGGUACUUUUUUAUAGCUAUUCACCUUACAACUAACUAGUUAUCCUGCUACACAUCACACCUCACCAGAUUAUAUAUAUUGAGUUUGCUGAUACUAAUUACCAAGUUGGCUACGCUCAUGUGUAGCUACUGCAAGGGAGGUGAAGAGAGGCUGGAAGGCUGUGAAGUGGGGAACCUUACAUCACACAGUUGCUCGUAUCUUGGCAUUGCCCGCUGCCUUGAUGUUCCUCAGGUUCUUGUAUCCAGGGAAAAAGUUACCAGCAUUUUGAACGAGUAGAAAUUUUCGAGAAUGAAACUGCUGAUUUCUGUCAUUGUGUGGGGACCACUCUCACAACCUCUACAUGUACUAGUGGAAACCACUGACAAUGGUGCGGCAGUGGCUAACUUUGACUAUCAUCCUCUACAACAAACUGUUACAUUUGAGCCGACUGAGUCCUUGAGAUCACAGCAGUGUCUGAAGAUAGAGCUUAUUGAUGACUCUCUGGCUGAGUUCUGGGAGAUUGCCAGUUGCAGUUUUUUUUGGGAGAUUGCCAGUUGCAGUUUUCUCAGCGAUAACCACAUCGGUAGUUGUGGUUCUUUUCCUCGUAGUCGCAGUGGUUUUCCUCUUGGUGUACAUGAAGAGAAGGAGGAGAGACGAGCAGCCAGUGCACAAGUGAGUGGUUCCACUAACCAGAACAAAGGAGAGAGUGUGGUAGAAAGAGGAGGAGGUGGAGGACAGAAACAUCUUGGUAACCCAAUCUACGAUGCG